AUGGCAGCUGCAGCACCGAGUACGCCGGCGAAUGGAGGGAGGAGGAACGCGAAGGGAGGACAGGUUGGGGCGUUGAGCUGUGCGAACUGUGGGACUUCGACGACGCCGCUCUGGAGGAGGGAUGAUGUGGGGAAUAAUAUAUGUAAUGCCUGUGGUCUUUACUUCAAACUACACGGAACCCACCGACCGAACAGCAUGAAAAAGACGGUGAUCAAACGUCGGAAACGC
Messenger RNA from Stereum hirsutum FP-91666 SS1, 228 nucleotides. RefSeq lists its product as uncharacterized. Gene Ontology annotation, biological process: positive regulation of transcription by RNA polymerase II; negative regulation of transcription by RNA polymerase II. The annotation marks the transcript as partial. Gene Ontology annotation, molecular function: RNA polymerase II cis-regulatory region sequence-specific DNA binding; zinc ion binding; DNA-binding transcription factor activity, RNA polymerase II-specific. NCBI's taxonomy places the organism in Eukaryota, Fungi, Basidiomycota, Agaricomycetes, Russulales, Stereaceae. The transcript has 2 exons. The record is from RefSeq and is a predicted model, not a curated record.